This is a messenger RNA of Cylicocyclus nassatus, 1181 nucleotides long. The record is from the annotation of a GenBank genome assembly. NCBI's taxonomy places the organism in Eukaryota, Metazoa, Nematoda, Chromadorea, Rhabditida, Strongylidae.
AUGACAAUACAUGAGACUUGGGUCGUCAUUUCAAAAACGUUCGUCUUGGUGAGGAGCAUAAGUGGUGCACAAGGAAAAAAGCAUAGGUCGCAGUGCUUCGGGAAAUGCAUGUCGCGAGAGGAAUUGGGCGACUGCUGUUGCGAGCACCACAAGCUUUUGAAUGCUCAUCGGCUUUCGCAAGCUCAGCAUCUCAAACGAAAUAAAGAAACCUUUCUUGCGGCUAUAGCUGCUUUCAAGGAGAGAAGACCGCGAGGGCAUGUAGAGUUCAUUAAUACUGCUUUGAAAUAUGUCAAGGAAUUCGGUAUCCAUAAAGACCUGGAUGUCUACAAAGCUUUAUUGGAUGUUUUUCCCAAGGGCAAAAUGAUUCCUCAGAACACAUUUCAGAGGAUAUUUCUGCACUACCCCAUGCAGCAGAAUUGCUGCGUUAAAGUACUUGACGAGAUGGAGUGGAACGGUGUUCAACCGGACAAGGAGAUUCACGAUAUUGUUGUGAAUGCCUUUGGCGAGUGGAACUUUGCUACGAAAAAGGUUAAAAGGAUGCUUUAUUGGAUGCCCAAACUAAAGUAUUCCAACAAGCACUUGGAUCGUAGAAGUGUGGAAGGAAAAGCGCUGUCACCUGCGGAACUCGCAGGAGUUGCUCUAAAAAUGAUGAGUAGAGAUCCCGGUACAGAGAUAUCAUUGACCAGAUUAGGUCCAUCUACAGCACAAGAACAGCCCUGGUUCGCAACUGCGCAAAGCCUGACGCAGAAAAAUCUUAUACGAAAUCUCAGCGAAGAUUCUGAGGUAUUCAUAGAUGGUCCCUUCGAUGUGUACGUCAUGGAGCAUGUAGUAAAAUACAUAGUAAUGACAAGCGCGCCUACGUAUCCCAAAACGGACGACUUCAAAGAAGAAGAGUUCGAGGAGGACUUUUCGAAUUGGUUUUCUGAGUGGAAGCGAGAAAGACAUGAACGAAAGCGAUCAGUUCAUGAGCAAAAAAAUGAGACGAUUCUUGCGAUGGGAGCCUUAUAUAGAAGUGAUAACGAGACGGCUUCUUUGUGGCUGGAACGACUAGUGGAGGAUAACGCUAAUCUGAAGAAGCUGAAAACACGACUGCGGCUCGAUAAGGAAAAGAAACCCGGAACCGCGCAGAUGUAGCUUGCAAUUCUGUAGAGAUGAUAGGAGGAUGCAUAGACAAAUAAUUU